Molecule: messenger RNA, 645 nt
Organism: Gongylonema pulchrum
Lineage: Eukaryota; Metazoa; Nematoda; Chromadorea; Rhabditida; Gongylonematidae
Source: the annotation of a GenBank genome assembly
AUGAACGUGUAUCGACAGACAUGGAAAGUGUCUAAGGAAAAUUUAAAAGUUAUAGAAACAAAACAGUCCAAGGGACGCGCAGUAAGUGAUAAUUUGAGCAACAAAAGGCGCUGCCUCGAUUCCUAUGCUUUGGUCGGGACAACAAAAGCAGAGUUUAUGUGUUUCAAGCAGCAGAAACGCAUUCCAUGGAGCAAAAUUCAGCUGAAAUUUUUGUACGAGUUGAAAUCGCUCAAUCACGAUAACUUGACGAACUUCAUCGGCAUCUGUUACAAUGACCUGGAUCGAUUCUACGUACUUCACACACUGAUAGAGCGUGCCUCACUUGAAGAUUUCAUUUUCGACCACGAUUUUAACAUGGACAACACAUUCAAAUGCGCUUUCAUCAAAGACAUUCUUAAGGGGCUACAAUAUCUUCAUAAGUCCCCGAUUGGUUACCACGGAAUGCUAUCGCUGAAAACAUGUCUGAUCGAUGCUAACUGGGUUCUGAAAAUGACACAUUUUGGGAUAUCAACGAUGCUUAACGAACUCAUCGAGCAAGAUUAUCUACGUGCUUUGGAGUUGAUCCCGCAGCAGUGUAUGAUAGACUUUUCAUUCAUUAUUCUAAGCCUUUUACACUAUCUAUGGAUACUAUAUGUCACGGUCUAG